This is a messenger RNA of Rhipicephalus sanguineus (brown dog tick), 1079 nucleotides long. RefSeq lists its product as uncharacterized. The coding region runs from base 48 to 1079 and encodes 343 amino acids. The record is from RefSeq and is a predicted model, not a curated record. The transcript has a single exon. NCBI's taxonomy places the organism in Eukaryota, Metazoa, Arthropoda, Arachnida, Ixodida, Ixodidae.
UCAUCCGGGUCUCUGCACCGAGGACGCUGCACGUGUAACACUCGAUCAUGACCAGCGCACUGAAACAGGCUCGAUCGCACUACCAGUUAUGGUUAUUUUUGACGCUUUGCGAAAAGCUGCUGAUUCCCGCGUCAGCUGGUGCGACGGCCGACUGUUCCGGACACUUCGUCAUCGAAGAUUCGACCGUCAAACUGUUCGUGCAGCAGCACGUCAACUCCAGCGAGGACGCCACAGAAUGUCGCUACACGUUCCAAGCACCACCAAAGUCCGGCUUGCUGAUAAUCGCCAACGACAUCAGGGCCGUGAACGACGGCGAGAUACCUGGAUGUCCAGUGAGCAUCUACAGCAACGACGACGGGCACGGUGACCCGCUGUUCUCAUUGUGCGGUCACUAUUCCACUGUGACCAUCCCUGUGCCGUCUCAUUCCUCCCUACUCGUGUACAAGCCGGUAUUCAGAGGUACAGCUUACACGUUGACCUUGGAUUUGCAAGUGGCUUCGACUGGAGAAAGCAAUCUCCGUGCAUGCGGCGAUUCGCGUCUGAACACGGUGUCCAUCGUGCCGGUCAGGUAUUCGGUGGGUUUCAGGGCUGACUCAGGCGAUACCUCUGAUUUCUGCGACGUCAACGUGAGGAGCACGACCGCUCAAGAAACCUUAAGCAUAAACUGUGUGCUCACCAGUAACGGCGUUUGCAACUAUGAUGUCCUUCUUCGGGACGGAAGUGCCGCGCCAUCCAAAAAUUAUGUCGAUCUUGAAGCUUCUGGUGGGUCGGCUACGGUCAGACUUCAUCCUGCAGGCACAUCUGGCGUUCUGAUUUCCAAGAUUCCUGCCGAAUUCGAACCUGUGACCUUUUUAAAACAUCCACCGUCGUUUGUUUUUGGUGAAGGAUCGUUUCCGAAUGUCACAAGUGACUCGAGUAUCAACGAGACUAAUGUUUCAACUGUGCAGACUACAACAGUCGAUGACGUGGCCCCAGGUUUAUGGAACAGGACGAAACAGUGGUUCAGAAAAGCGUGGAAAAGCGUAAAAAAUGCCGCUGAGUCUACUGUCAGGAGCGUUCGAAACUGGUUUAACGGUUAG